AUGGCUAUCUCCUUUUUAUUCAGGAUGAUCAAUUACAACUCCUGGUGUGGGAUUUGGUAUAGGCAUAAAUACCUUUCACCUUGGAAACCAGCCUCUCCCUCUGCUUCUAAAUUUUGGAAGCUGCUUUGCAAUGUGGCAGCAAAUAUAGUUCCGUUCAUUUCCCUGUCUGUUCAUAGAAGGUGCAAUUUAUCAUUUCUUUGGGACCCGUGGUGCAAGGGUAAGGCGUUAGCUGACUUGUUUUUCUCAACUGCUCUGGAUAAGCUUAAGGUUAAUGAUGUUAUUGUUGAGAAUAGGUGGGAGCUUCCUCUUUUUAUUCCAAACGUGAUUAGAGAUGAAAUUUUGGAAAUUAACAUUUUGGGAGACCAACCGGUUAUUUUUUGGGAAGGAUCCCCCACCCCUUCUCCUAAAAAGGUUCUCUCUGCUUUCUAUGGGCAUUUGGAUAAUGUGAUAUGGUGUAAGUAUGUAUGGCAUAAGAGGCAUGCUCUACGGUAUUCCUGUUAUUCCUGGAUGGCAUUUAAAAGGAAGUUGAAAACGGCUGACAACCUCAUUGUGAGAGGAAUUCCUGUUUUGAGUAAUUGCUCUUUUUGUGGUUCAUUUGAGGAGAAUCACUCGCAUCUCUUUUUUGAGUGUGAUUUCUCCUUUUCUAUUCUUUCUAGUCUGCUGCCCAUUACUGCUAAUUUUUAUCUUAGGCCGAACAUGCUGCAAGUUUUUGAUUACUUGGAUAAUGUGAGGAAUUUUGGGAGGCUUGAAAAGCAUUUUUGUUUCCUCCUGAUGGCUGCCAUGAUUUACUUCAUUUGGAGGGAAAGGAAUAAUCGAAGAUUUAAGCAUUGCUGGACAUCUCCUAAUGGUAUUCAAGGUGAAAUUAUUAAUGCCAUUCGUGCUAAGACUAGAUUGUGGAAAGAUUUUGAGAAGCUUAAAGUUUUAUUCAGCUGGAUUUUGGGAUAA
Dendrobium catenatum is the source of this 945-nucleotide messenger RNA. RefSeq lists its product as uncharacterized. Lineage: Eukaryota; Viridiplantae; Streptophyta; Magnoliopsida; Asparagales; Orchidaceae. The record is from RefSeq and is a predicted model, not a curated record. The coding region runs from base 1 to 945 and encodes 314 amino acids. The transcript has a single exon.